CAGAGGAGGCGAGAAGGAGACGGACUUGGGAAAAACCAGCUCGUCCUAAACUCGAUAGCUGCUUGAGCUACACGGAUUAACAGCAGCUUUAGAGGUUAUUGCUAACAUAUGAUACUGUUUCCACUUGCUCGUAGAAGUUAUUUCGACGGAAGAAGGCUGUUUGGCUUACUUUGGAGGCUGAACGGAGACCGGAGGGAACCUCGCUUGUUUCCCAGUCGGAGCGGACGGAGCUGUGGUUGUAGCCGGGCAGCCCCGCCGGAGAGUCGGGAAGAAACUAAAGCUUCCACGCGGAAUAUAACAACAUAAAUACAAGACUUGGGCACCCACUUUCCACUGUAGGCGACUGUGGAUGCUAAACGCUUCGCCUUUUUGACGUUUUAAAGCUAUGCAAAGGGGCUUUUUCCGAGGAUACGUUUGAUUGGAGGACGGCGGAGUGCGCUUGAUUUCCAGUCCGAUGGAUGUUAGCCCUGCCCGGCUGUGGCUCGGCUGUCCUCUCCGCUGGUUUGAAAAGAGCAGGUUAAACACCUCCAGGCACAGGUGAACACGUAGGUUCAUAACAAUGCUGCAAACCUGGCAAGUGAAUGACAGCUCCGGCUCGGGUGCCAAGAAGUCAAGUGUUUGUGUGUAAACCUGGAAAUACCACCAUCUUCUUCAUCAUCACCCUCCUCUUCUUCGCUUCUCCUUUUUUGGACUAGUAAGGCUAGCAUUACCUGGGAUACUCUGGAUUCAGGCUCGAUUUUGACAUUUUAAAAUGUCCUUUUUGCAAAGACAGUGCUCUCUGGAGCAACAAGACAUUUAAUUUGACUCUUUGACUUUUUUUAGAUUUUGUUGUUUUUUUGUUUGUUUGUUUUUUUUAUAAUUCUCUUUCCAGUCAGAGGAUCAGAUUCGGAUGGAAAAUGGGAGACGCCACCAAACUGGCCUUCGCCGUUUUCCUCAUCUCCUGCUCUUCAGGUGCCAUCCUGGGACGCUCGGAGACUCAGGAGUGCGCCUACUACAACUCCAGCUGGGAGAAGGAACGCACCAACCGCAGCGGCAUCGAGCCGUGCUUUGGCGACAAAGACAAGCGGCGGCACUGCUUCGCCACAUGGAAGAACGUGUCCGGCACCAUAGAGAUCGUCAAGCAGGGCUGCUGGCUUGACGAUGUCAACUGCUAUGACAGUAACGAAUGUGUGGAGAAGAAGGAGAGUCCGGACGUCUUCUUCUGUUGUUGUGAAGGCAACAUGUGCAACGAGAAGUUCCUGUACGCUCCUGAACCGCCCCCACAGAGCGACCCGCACCACUCGACCGCCUACACCACUUCCAACCCAUUUUCCCAGAAGCCUCAGCUCUUCAGCACCCUUCUCUACUCCUUGGUUCCCAUCAUCGGUUUGGCUGCCGUCGUCCUCUUCUCCUUCUGGAUGUGGAGGCAUCACAAACUGGCUUACCCAGCUGCCCUCGUCCCCACACAUGAUCCCGGGCCCUCACCCCCGUCCCCCCUCAUGGGACACAAACCUCUGCAGCUGAUCGAGGUGAAAGCCAGGGGGCGCUUUGGGUGUGUUUGGAAAGCCCAGCUGCUGAGCGAUUAUGUGGCAGUGAAGAUCUUCCCCAUUCAGGACAAGCUGUCUUGGCAGAACGAGUAUGAGAUCUACAGCGUGUGCGGCAUGAAGCACGACAACAUCCUCCACUUCAUCGGCGUGGAGAAGAGGAACAACAACCUGGACCUGGAACUGUGGCUCAUCACCGCCUACCACGACAAGGGCUCCCUCACCGACUACCUGAAGGCUAACGUGGUGUCAUGGAACGAGCUGUGCCUCAUCACUUCGACGGCGGCCCGCGGCCUCGCCUACCUCCACGAAGACAUCCCGGGCCACAAAGACGGACACAAGCCCUCCAUCGCUCACAGGGACAUUAAGAGUAAGAAUGUGUUGUUGAAGAAUAACCUGACAGCCUGCAUCGCCGACUUUGGCCUCGCUCUGAAGUUUGAAGCAGGAAAAUCAGCAGGAGACACUCAUGGACAGGUGGGAACACGCCGCUACAUGGCUCCUGAAGUCCUUGAAGGUGCCAUCAACUUCCAGCGAGACUCCUUCCUGCGCAUCGACAUGUAUGCCUUCGGCCUCAUGCUGUGGGAACUCGCAGCACGCUGCACGGCCGCUGACGGCCCGGUGGACGAGUACAUGCUCCCGUUCGAGGAGGAGGUGGGUCAACAUCCUUCUCUGGAGGACAUGCAGGACGUGGUCGUUCACAAGAAGCUGCGGCCCUGCCUCAGAGACUGCUGGCAGAAACACGCGGGUCUGGCCAUGCUCUGUGAAACCAUCGAGGACUGCUGGGACCAUGAGGCCGAGGCCCGCCUGUCUGCCGGCUGCGUAGAGGAGCGCAUCGGCCAAAUGCAGCGCCAAGCCCCCAUCAUUGGCCCCGAGGAGAUUGUCACCGUUGUCACCAUGGUGACCAACGUGGACCUCCCACCCAAGGAGUCCAGCUUAUGAUUCAUCUGACAAGCUCAUGGAAACACGGAUCAGCACGAGGGGAUGAACGGCCGACCCUGGUUGGUUGGCGUUCCGGGUUUUUUUCUCUUUUUUUUCCUUUUCCCUUUUUUUUUUUUUCUCUCUUUCUUUUUUGUUGUUCCUUUAAGUGCGGGCCGCUACUUCAGGAAACACCCUGCGCCCACCUCACCACAUCAGUUGUUAUCCACCUCAUUUUGAUAUGUGUGCCUGAGGAUUUUAACGUUGGAGAAAAAACUCUCAACCCGAGCAAACCAUUCAGGAUUUUAAACGAGUGAAAGUGUCGACAUGCUGGGACAAAACGCUUUUAUCAUGUAUUGUUUUUAUACACACACACUCACACAGGAGGGCGACCUGUUCUGCUCGGGUUUUCUAUGGAGAGAGGAGACCCGGCGGGGAAAUUUCACAGAACUCUCAGUGCAUUUUACUGUAAAAAAAAAAAGAAAAGAAAAGAAAAAAAAGACGAGCACCUGGCUCUGGAUACA
Labrus bergylta (ballan wrasse) is the source of this 2962-nucleotide messenger RNA. RefSeq names its product activin receptor type-2A. The record is from RefSeq and is a predicted model, not a curated record. Gene Ontology annotation, molecular function: activin binding; activin receptor activity; metal ion binding. Gene Ontology annotation, biological process: cellular response to growth factor stimulus; protein phosphorylation; activin receptor signaling pathway. NCBI's taxonomy places the organism in Eukaryota, Metazoa, Chordata, Actinopteri, Labriformes, Labridae. Gene Ontology annotation, cellular component: activin receptor complex; plasma membrane.